Castor canadensis (American beaver) is the source of this 2543-nucleotide messenger RNA. It is a transcript of the gene Ap3m1, whose product is annotated as adaptor related protein complex 3 subunit mu 1. NCBI's taxonomy places the organism in Eukaryota, Metazoa, Chordata, Mammalia, Rodentia, Castoridae. Gene Ontology annotation, biological process: vesicle-mediated transport; intracellular protein transport. The record is from RefSeq and is a predicted model, not a curated record. Gene Ontology annotation, cellular component: clathrin adaptor complex.
UGAGAGGAGGGGAGUCUGUUGUCUGGGGACAGCUUAAAAACUGGGGAGUAGGCUGAACAGCUGGGGCCCAGGACUCCAGCCUGGGCUUCAGGACUGUCUGCUCCUGUGGGCAGGUGUCGCACCUUCCCCCACGCCCGGCCUUCCGGGCUCUCUCGCCAGCUGCGCCGGAAGGGAGCCGUACACCUGCAACCCAGUGUUCCCAAAUCCCCGGCUCCAAGAGAUCGAGCUCAGUCGGGUGUCUCUCCGCGCUCCGGCGUGGAAAAAAAAAAAAAGUCUUGUUACCCGCAGCGAACUGGAGUGCUGACAUCUUUAAUCUCAGCCCCGAAGCUUCCGCUUUGGAAGACAAAACCCCGAGGGUGGCUGCUGGAUGAGCCUGGGGUGGGGGAACUGCAAGGAGGGUGUUGCAGUUGUUCAGAAGAGAGAUGAAGAAAAUGGCAAAAAUGAUCCACAGUCUAUUUCUCAUAAACUGCUCUGGUGACAUAUUUCUAGAGAAGCACUGGAAGAGUGUUGUGAGCCAGUCUGUCUGUGAUUAUUUCUUUGAAGCUCAGGAGAAAGCUGCUGAUGUUGAAAAUGUACCACCUGUCAUUUCAACUCCUCAUCACUACCUCAUCAGUAUCUAUCGAGAUAAGCUCUUCUUUGUUUCUGUCAUACAGACUGAAGUGCCACCACUCUUUGUAAUUGAGUUCCUACAUCGAGUUGCUGACACUUUUCAGGACUACUUUGGUGAGUGUUCAGAGGCGGCAAUUAAGGAUAACGUUGUCAUAGUAUAUGAGCUCUUGGAAGAAAUGUUAGAUAAUGGAUUUCCUUUGGCUACUGAAUCUAACAUUUUGAAAGAACUGAUUAAACCACCAACAAUUCUGCGUUCUGUCGUCAACUCUAUUACAGGCAGUAGCAAUGUUGGGGACACACUCCCUACUGGGCAGCUGUCCAACAUCCCAUGGCGACGCGCAGGAGUAAAGUACACAAACAACGAAGCCUAUUUUGAUGUUGUUGAAGAAAUAGAUGCAAUUAUAGAUAAAUCAGGAUCUACAGUCUUUGCAGAAAUUCAAGGGGUCAUUGAUGCUUGCAUUAAGUUAUCUGGAAUGCCUGAUCUCUCUCUCUCUUUCAUGAACCCAAGGCUUCUGGAUGAUGUCAGCUUCCACCCCUGCAUCCGGUUCAAACGCUGGGAAUCUGAACGAGUUUUGUCAUUUAUUCCUCCAGAUGGAAAUUUCCGACUCAUAUCGUACCGUGUCAGCUCACAAAACCUAGUGGCAAUACCAGUAUAUGUGAAACAUAGUAUCAGCUUUAAGGAGAACAGUUCUUGUGGCAGAUUUGAUAUAACAAUUGGACCAAAACAGAAUAUGGGAAAAACAGUUGAAGGAAUCACAGUGACCGUUCACAUGCCGAAAGUUGUGCUGAAUAUGAACCUGACACCAACACAAGGCAGCUAUACAUUUGAUCCAGUUACCAAGAUACUCACAUGGGAUGUGGGAAAAAUUACUCCACAAAAGCUCCCAAGUCUUAAAGGUCUAGUAAAUUUACAGUCUGGAGCACCCAAGCCAGAAGAGAAUCCAAGCCUCAACAUACAGUUCAAAAUCCAGCAGCUUGCUAUUUCAGGCUUAAAAGUAAAUCGCUUGGACAUGUAUGGGGAGAAAUAUAAGCCAUUUAAAGGAGUCAAAUAUGUCACAAAAGCUGGAAAGUUCCAAGUGAGGACAUGAGAAGAGGCCGAAAUUCCUCAAGAUCAGUUUGUUUUCCAAGUGUCAUUACAAUUUAUUACUAUUAAGUACCAAGUGGGUGGGAAUACGUAUUUCUAGUUAAAGCAUUUAUGUCAAGCUACACACCACUAACAAAAUUGCUUAGUAAUUGACUAGGGUUCUUAAGAAGCUUUAAGCUAAGGAAACUUUUGUAAUGACUUAGCUAAUUUUUUAUCUUUCCGCUUAGGAAAACUUCAGAGGUGAUUUCUCUAGGGGCCAUCAGCUGGAUGCUGAACACUAACAGUAAAGGUAGAAGGCUACAGUGAUAACCUCUCUGUUAAUGGAUAUGAACUGGUUUCAUCCAGCAAGAACUGUCUUUAUCAGUAUAUGAUGUCAGGUGCAGCCAAAUGUCACACCUUCUGAUUUUAGCCAUCUCAAAUCAAUAUCUAUCCUCACAGAAGAAAUUCCUCCCCACUCCCAUCCCAAGAAGUUUACAAAAGCUGCCUCUUCAAGUGUUUGCCUUAUUCAGCUUUUCACUUGUGCCAUUAAGCAAGCACUGUAGCAAAAGCCACUUGCACAUGGCCCUGGCAGGGAGCACUGCUGCUCCAUGGUCCAUUCUCACUGUACUUGGUAUUAUAUUUUUUAUAAAUAAGAUUUUUAUGUAAAGCUCAGAUUUUGAUUUACAAGGACCUUGCUGCAGUGUAUAGUACCAUCUCAACUUUGUGUCAGUGGUUCAGCUGUUAGAUAGCACAGUAAAAAUUUGUUUCAAAGGGGUAAAUGCUUUAUUAAAAUAAAAGGAACACUAUUUCUGCUUUUAGGAAGUUAUCAAGUGUUUGCAUUUUUAAGCCAGUUAAAGUAAAGAGAAACAAG